Messenger RNA from Uranotaenia lowii, 965 nucleotides. Its product is annotated as probable prefoldin subunit 5. The transcript has 3 exons. Gene Ontology annotation, biological process: regulation of DNA-templated transcription; protein folding. Lineage: Eukaryota; Metazoa; Arthropoda; Insecta; Diptera; Culicidae. Gene Ontology annotation, cellular component: cytoplasm; prefoldin complex. Bases 201 to 701 code for a protein of 166 amino acids. The record is from RefSeq and is a predicted model, not a curated record.
GUCAAAUCCAGUCUAAUCGAACAACAGCAAAAUCUUCGUCCGCAACCCAGGUCAAGAAACCCUCGUUAUAGGUUUUCUGCGACAGGAUUUCCGUUCUUUUUGCCCAUAUCCGGAAAUCUAAGCGUCUCACUUCGUGAUCUUAUCCAACUGUUGUCGAUCAUCCUCAUUCAAAAACGGAACUUUAAACAUUUUCUUAUAGGAUGGCUGCCAUUUCUACCACCGAAAAGCCGCAUAUGACGCAGAUCGAUCUGAACACACUUAACCUUCAACAGCUGACUCAACUCAAGAACCAGCUGGACCAGGAACUGACCGUAUUCCAGGAGUCGCUCCAGACCCUCAAAAUGGCCCGGGUUAAGUACAGCGGGUCAAAAGAAGCUCUGGAGCAAUUCAAGCCCGACUGGAACGAAAAACAAAUACUGGUUCCGCUCACUGGGAGCAUGUAUGUCCCGGGGACUAUCAAAGAUGCGGACAAUGUGAUCGUAGAUAUUGGAACCGGAUACUACAUCGAAAACGAUUUGGACAGUGCGAAAAAUUUCUUCAAGCGUCGGGUGGACUUUGUCCAGGAGCAGAUGGAGAAGAUCGAAGUGCUUGGCAUGGAAAAGUCGAAGAUCCGUGACGCCAUCCGAGAGGUGAUGGAAAUCAAGUUACUGCAGUUCGAGAAGGAAUUGCAGAAAAAACGGGAGGGUAUUGAAAAGGAAUAAAUUAAGGAAAAAAUAAAUAUUUUCUCUCGUUCAAUCCAACAGGCACUAUUGACUAACCAUGCUUUCAUAAUUAACCCUAAGAUCUUUAAUUCAACACAAAGAAUCAAAAAAUGCCGUAUUGUAACCAAUUGAACGACUUCCCACAUUAAAAUAUGUGAACUUUUUUGGCCAGUAGAAGAAAUUUGUCUAUAGCUAACCCUUUUGCUUUUUUCAGGUUUAUGAUUUAGGUGCAUUUAAUCGAAUACAUUUAUUUAUACCUAUAAA